CCACCGCUUCCGCCGGGCCAUGGGGCCGCGCGUGCUGCCGCCGCGGCUCCUGCUGCUGCCGGCGCUGCUGCUGCCGACGCUGCUGCGCGGAACCGAGGAGGCCACGCCCCCGUUGCUGAGCACCGCGCAGGCCACACUGUUGCCGCUGCGCGCCGCGACGAACUGGAGCCACCCCGGCGCGCCGCACAACAGCACACACCCGCGGCCGCCGGGCUCGCCGGGCUCGCCGCUUCUGCGCUCCUUGUUCGUGGUCACGGGCCUCAUCGGCCUGGCCUUGCUCUACUUCCUCAUCCGGGCGUUCAGGUUGAGAAAACCGCAGCGGAGGAGGUACGGGCUCCUGGCCAACACGGAGGAUCCCACUGAUGUGGCCUCGCUGGACAGUGAUGAGGAGACGGUCUUUGAAACAAGGAACCUGAGAUGAUACUCAGGCCAGGAAGCGGCAUUUCCAGUGGCCCCGGGGGAAGGAUAAGAGACAGGGCCUGCUCGCAGUGCUGGGAACACCCCACCGCUUCUGCCGGCCCAGAGAGCUUGUGUGGGACCUGCCCGGCCCUCCCGAAGCUGCUUUGGCCCUCCAACAAGAUGAGACCGCCCAGGAUCCCGGGUGGAAGCCAGAGGGGCCCUGGCAGCCCCACCCUGGACUCUUGAGAUCGCCGGGCCAGAUUGUGACUGGUGCCGAUUGCCCUUUCCACUGGGGACCUGGCAGCCCCAAGCUGAGGCCUGGUAGCCCUGGGAGCACCUCACCCCCGGCUGGGGACAAUAAAGGCGGCAGUGCUUCUGUA
This is a messenger RNA of Camelus dromedarius (Arabian camel), 779 nucleotides long. RefSeq names its product family with sequence similarity 174 member C (gene FAM174C). Lineage: Eukaryota; Metazoa; Chordata; Mammalia; Artiodactyla; Camelidae. The record is from RefSeq and is a predicted model, not a curated record. Gene Ontology annotation, cellular component: extracellular region. The transcript has 3 exons. The coding region runs from base 20 to 421 and encodes 133 amino acids.